CCCAUGAGCCGACCCUCGGCCCUAUGGAGCCCGGCACUUAUGCCACCUUGGACGGGGCCAAGGAUAUCGAAGGCUUACUGGGAACAGGAGGGGGUCGGAAUCUAGCCGCCCACUCGCCGCUGGCCAGCCACCCGGCGGCGCCUACGUUGAUGCCCGCUGUCAACUAUGCCCCCCUGGAUCUGCCGGGCUCUGCAGAACCACCAAAGCAGUGCCACCCUUGUCCAGGGGUGCCCCAAGGAGCGUCCCCAGCUCCUGUGCCUUAUGGCUACUUUGGAGGCGGGUACUACUCUUGCCGAGUGUCCCGGAGUUCUCUGAAACCCUGUGCCCAGGCAGCCACCCUGACCGCCUACCCUGCGGAGACUCCUGCGCCUGGGGAGGAGUACCCAAGUCGGCCCACCGAGUUUGCCUUCUAUCCGGGGUAUCCGGGAACCUAUCAGCCUAUGGCCAGUUACCUGGACGUGUCAGUGGUGCAGACCCUGGGGACCCCUGGGGAGCCGCGUCACGACUCCUUGCUUCCCGUGGACAGUUACCAGCCUUGGGCCCUGGCCGGCGGCUGGAACAGCCAGAUGUGUUGCCAGGGUGAACAGAACCCACCGGGGCCCUUCUGGAAAGCGGCAUUUGCAGAGUCGAGCGUGCAGCACCCUCCCGACGGCUGUGCCUUCCGCCGAGGCCGCAAAAAGCGCAUUCCCUACAGCAAGGGGCAGUUGCGCGAGCUGGAGCGUGAGUACGCGGCGAACAAGUUCAUCACCAAGGACAAGAGGCGCAGGAUCUCGGCGGCCACCAGCCUCUCGGAGCGCCAGAUCACCAUAUGGUUUCAGAACCGCCGGGUCAAGGAGAAGAAGGUUCUUGCCAAGGUCAAGAGCAGCGCUACUCCGUGAGCGCUGUGGGGGCAGGGAAAGGAGGGUGGUCCUGGCAAAACUGGGAGCCUUGCCAGGGCCAGGACUGGCCAAGGACUCU
This is a messenger RNA of Jaculus jaculus (lesser Egyptian jerboa), 957 nucleotides long. RefSeq names its product homeobox B13 (gene Hoxb13). Lineage: Eukaryota; Metazoa; Chordata; Mammalia; Rodentia; Dipodidae. The transcript has 2 exons. The record is from RefSeq and is a predicted model, not a curated record. Gene Ontology annotation, biological process: regulation of transcription by RNA polymerase II. The coding region runs from base 24 to 878 and encodes 284 amino acids. Gene Ontology annotation, molecular function: RNA polymerase II cis-regulatory region sequence-specific DNA binding; DNA-binding transcription factor activity, RNA polymerase II-specific.